GGAAAACUGCCGCUAGAAGUCUCGUUUGACGUCGCAUGUGCGCACAAAUACAACGGUCGAGUUUCGUUUGUGUCCGUUGAAUAUUCUUUUCUGCUUGUGACAUCUGCUUCGAGGAUAUACAGCCUUUGAUGUAGCCAGCCAGCAGAUCACAUACGUUGUUCUCAUGGCUCCCGUAGAACAGCUUCGACGUGGCAUUCUUGAAGCCGCAUGACGUGGGUAAUGUAUGCGGUUGCCUACUUCAAGAACGACGGAUCCCGGCGAAAAGUUUGUUCUUUGUUAUGUGCUGCGCUUUUCCUCAAACCACUGAGUACGCGCCGAAAGGGCAUCAAACAACAAGUGGCGAUUACAACGCUAAAUUUCGGGCCCUUCUGUGACGUGUCCCGACGCAUGCUGACAACAAUUUCCACUUGCACGGAUAUUUUGACAGAUUGUGCACAAAAUUCGCAAAUUUAUUCAAACAGAAGCGAAGAUAGUAGCUUAUCAGGUGAAAAAAAUAGGAAAGCCUGUCAGAAAGUGAUGCAAAAAGGAAAACCACCAGUGCUGCAGUUUUACAUACCUAGCACGAAAGCAGCUCUGUGAAGCUCCCGGAGAGAUCCAUGCUUCACACCAUCGUCGCAACGUUGUGUUGCCUCUGAAGCAAGAAGCCUUGACCAGUGGGUGUUUUGAUAACGUACGUGAGGGUGAAUUUAUCGAGUACAGAUCGGAUACGUCGUUCUCAUGGCUCCCGUAGCACGAUGCCUUCUUCUUACUACAAACGUUACUCUAUGGACGGUGGGUGCAGCGCUGCUUUCUGGUGGCCUGGUGGCACUACUCCGUCCCGAGUGGGAGAUCUCUCGUGUCUUACUGGAUGACGACAGCGGCCGACCGCCAGCAGAGAUAGCCGGCUUCUACGUCGUUUCUGGUGGCAUGCUUCUGCUAAUUUCCAUGCUGGGUUGUGGACGGCUCCUGCGGAGAGCGCUAUGCAUGGAUGGUGGGGUACGUGAGCUUGAUGUCGCUGGUGACGGCUGCAUUGACCGUCUAUCUGGGACUGCAACUCAACGCCUGCAUUCAAGGAACGAGUGCGUGCACGCUUUGUGUCCACCUAAUGAAACACGCUGUUCACGGCGCUGGAGUACGCCUUGGAUUGGCUUUUCGCGCUUUGAAUUGUUGUACACAAAGACGUUAAGAUUUGUGCACAAUAUAGUUCUUCAGCUCAAUGAAGAAGUCGCAACUUUGCCGACACUCUUAUACUUAUUUUCUACUAAAACAUGGGAAAAGCGUUCACGCUCCCAAGUUUGCCAUGGCGUCAAAACAUCUCUCGUGUGCACGAAAAAUUUUGAUGUGAACAGUCGGCGACACUGGAGCAUCUUGGUGCAGUCGCUGGCGGUGUUUGUUUUGUUGGUGACAUUAACCCUGGCCACGACUGUGUGCUGCAAGGUUAGGGCCCGCCGAGGCUACCUGGCCGUGCCUCUCUGAUAUACUUUGUGGAGUGCCAGUGACAAUAACCGAAAUUCAAGCACCCGUACAGUGAUGCACGAAGUAGUGGCGUUUGCGGAAGCUGCACCAUUGAGAUUAAGCAUGGUGCGCUCUCUCUCAUUUUGUUGUGACUUUCGCAGCAUUAGCCAAAGCACAAAAGAAGCUCUUCUUUCUCGCAGCUCACCCCGUUCACAAGAAAUGUGAAAUGUGUAGAGAAAAUAACAAUCGUUCAAAAAUCUAACUUACCAUUUAGGUACUAGAAUUGCUUUGCAAAACACAUAUUGCAUUUGUGUGCACAAAGAGUAUCGCAGACACCAUCGCUUUCAGGAAGAUCGUCGCUUGCCGCACCACCACCUUGCUGUGUUUUGCAGACCACUCAAAUUCCGGAUAGGAGAAGGUAGGAGCUUUAAUGUAUGCAUGCUGAAUAGGGGCUUUUUUUAUACCUACAGGGAUCCAGGGAAUAAAUAGAAUGAACACGAUAGAAACUGAAUUGCCAUUCGCCUCAUUCAGAGAGUUGCUACGCAGUUCAUGUGUGUAUGCUUCUUUCCUAUCGUUCAUUAUGUCAAGGGGCUUCCAGUGACCCCUAUAAAAGGGUCCUGCAUAAAGGGGUCUUGUUUAUCGGAGUAAGCAUCCGAUGGCUAUUAUAAAAGAACUUCAUGUCUCGAGAAUCGGCCCCUAUAAUUUUUUUAAUUCGUCAAGUAUAAGUGGUGUGACAAAUUUAUUGCACGCUUUAUUUUUUAUAUUGUCACACGCCAUGAUGAACAAUAAGAAAUGUUCCAUCAAGGCAAUAAAGACGACAACUAAAAUAG
This is a messenger RNA of Rhipicephalus microplus (southern cattle tick), 2264 nucleotides long. RefSeq lists its product as uncharacterized. Gene Ontology annotation, cellular component: membrane. NCBI's taxonomy places the organism in Eukaryota, Metazoa, Arthropoda, Arachnida, Ixodida, Ixodidae. The record is from RefSeq and is a predicted model, not a curated record.